This is a messenger RNA of Pseudo-nitzschia multistriata, 1039 nucleotides long. The record is from the annotation of a GenBank genome assembly. NCBI's taxonomy places the organism in Eukaryota, Bacillariophyta, Bacillariophyceae, Bacillariales, Bacillariaceae.
GACCUUGUCCUACUGUAGUAUUCUACUGACAAGUCAAAAAGAUGCCAUCAUCGACUUCACCACCCAGGAGGAUGAGCAAGCAAACAUGAAAUAAUGUGCCUUGAGACGCAAACGAAGCGGUUUGGUCGUCAAGAUUGUGUCCUGCACUUUCUGCAUAAAUCAAAUACAAAAUAAAUCUGAAAUAGAAGAACCAGACAGUCUUACGUAGUCAACUUAAAUCACGAUGAAACUUGUCCUCCUUUCCAGUGUUGUUGCGACCGCCUCGGCCUUCGCGCCAAUGUCCGCCAUCUCAAUCAAUACCGCGCUUCGCUCGUCCACUGAAGAGCAGCUUGAGGUCUCCGCCGUGGAAGAAGUUGAAGCUGUCCAAGAAGUUGUUGCUCCUACACCCAUCAAUGGAUGGGUUCCGGACGAAGGUCUUCCAUGCUACGGACUUCCCGGAGCUAUUGCACCCACUGGAUACUUCGAUCCUAUCGGAUUCGCUCGUGACGGCAUCACCCUCAACGAAGUGAAGCGCAACCGUGAGGCCGAAGUUAUGCACGGACGUGUUGCAAUGCUGGCCUGUGUUGGAUACCUAGCCGGAGAAGCCACCGGAGGUCCAUUUGGUUUGGUUGGACCGGCUAACGACCAAUUACAGCAGGUUCCUCUUCCUGCAUUUGCUCUGAUGACCGUCGGAAUCGCCGCCGCCGAACUCAACAGAGCACGAAUUGGAUGGGUUGAACCAAACUUUGGUUCCUGGUCAUCCACUUUGUGGAAAUUGCGAGAAAACUACUAUCCUGGGGACAUUGGUUUCGAUCCUCUUGGUCUCAAACCAACCGAUGCCAAGGCUUUCCGAAACAUGCAGACACGGGAACUCCAAAACGGACGACUGGCGAUGCUUGGUGCUGCCGGUAUGUGUGCACAAGAACUCGUCAACCACAGGACUAUCUUCGAAACGAUCGAAUUCUACUCGAAGGUAUACAGUGGGGAAAAUCCGUACGCUGCUUGUGGUGAGGGUAUCAUCUGUUAACACAGUAGAAAAACAUAAAUCUGUAAUCAUAGA